This is a messenger RNA of Gryllus bimaculatus (two-spotted cricket), 847 nucleotides long. The record is from the annotation of a GenBank genome assembly. NCBI's taxonomy places the organism in Eukaryota, Metazoa, Arthropoda, Insecta, Orthoptera, Gryllidae.
UAAAUGGGCCAGAGGAAACAGCGUAUCACAGUUCCACGUAAUAACUUUGCGGCUUCUGACUUUUGUACGGCGGACGAGACGCAGACUCGCAGAAACCGUAAAUCACGAAAUGGACAUGCAGCUUGCUGGCAGUCGUGAUGUGACAGCGGCUCCUCGAAUACGCCAAGAGGGGGAGGAGGAGAGGGAGAAGGAAGAAGACCGGCGAGGCGAGAGGGCCAAAGCGAAGAGGAGGCGCGCGACCAGCAGGGCGCUGCGCGCCGUGGCCCGCGAGGAGUUCGGGCCCUCCGGGUGGAUGGUGGUGAACCGCCUGUCGCGCCUGCCCGUCGUCCGCUGCGGCGCGCGCGCCUACCGCCGGGCGAAGGCCAGCCCCGUGCUCGGAGGGCCGCUGGCCGCCGCGGAAGCCUGCCUCGGAGAGGCCGCGUCGCGGGUGGCUGACGCCGCCGCGCCUUUCCUCGUCGGACAAGGCGUCUCGGCAUUCGUGACGGACCGGUUUCUGUGCAAAGUCUUAGAACUGGCGGUGUCGGUGUGUCCGUGCAUCGCUUCACCUCCCAGUCAGAUCUGUGGUGAAAUUUCCACAUGUUUUUCUACCUCUACGCAUCGUUGCCCUCGUACCGCGGGCAACAAAAUCCGGAGAAUGAACUCUCGACAGACGAAUGGUUGAGUUUUGCUGAUGAAUUUUUAAUCAUGAAUGGCUGAAAACAUUUAUUUAUAUUUCUUUUGGAACGUAUUUCUCCGACAUAUGUGAAAUAAUCAAAAUUAAUAAGAAAUAUUUUGUACUCUUAGAAUAAACAAUUAAAAUAUACAUUUCUUACUGAAAAUGUGUACAGUAUUCUAUUACAUUAGUUUC